AUGUUCCUGACCGUUUACCUCAGUAACAAUGAUCAACAUUUUACUGAGGUUCCCAUUACUACGGAAACGUUAUGUCGGGACGUGGUGGACUUGUGCAAAGAGUCGGGGGAGUCCGACUGUCACCUGGCAGAAAUGUGGCGCGGAUCAGAGCGAUCCGUAGGGGAUGGGGAGCGGAUGCUGGAUGUACUCCAACGAUGGGGACAACAUAGGGCGGAGGUGCGAUUCUUUCUUCGUCACAACCGAGCACCAAGUAGGGAAUCGGGAGGGUCCAGAGACUCAGACUCGAAGAGAAAUGGAGUAAAGGGACCCCCAGACAGAAGGAUGGAGAAUGGGAUGUCCACACCCAGGAUGGACAUGACUUUGUCCGAGCUCCAAGAGAUGGCAGCCAGGCAGCAGCAGCAGAUUGAAUCCCAACAGCAACUUCUCGCUUCCAAGGAGCAGAGAUUGCGCUACCUAAAGCAGCAGGAGCAGCGUCAUCAGCAGCAGGUGUCUGAGCAGGAGAAGCUCCAGCGCCUCCGCGACAACAUAGAAAACCAGGAAGGCCGUCUUAAGAAGGUCCGAGCCCUCAAGGGCCAAGUGGAGCAGAAACGCCUAAGCAACGGCAAACUCGUGGAGGAAAUCGAGCAGAUGAACAACCUCUUCCAGCAGAAGCAAAGAGAGCUAGUGAUGGCGGCGUCCAAGGUGGAGGAGCUCAGCCGACAGCUAGACUUGCUCAAAAGUGGCAAGGUGGACAACUUCCACGACAACCAGAGCUCUGUGGCUGAACUGGACCGCCUCUACAAGGAGCUACAGUUGAGGAACAAGCUCAACCAAGACCAAAACUCAAAACUACAACAGCAACGUGAGAACCUGAAUAAGCGCAACUUGGAGGCGGCCGCCAUGGACAAGAGGAUCAGCGAGUUGCGCGAUCGGCUGUGGAAGAAAAAAGCGGCGCUGCAGCAGAAGGAGAACGUGCCUAAUGGCUAUCCCAGUAAAGAGAGAGCUCCCAAAGACACACAUCUUCAGUUGCCGUCUGAUGGCCCAGCCAGCUUACAACAGUCAGGUGGUCCAUCUCGUGUGGCGGCGGUUGGACCGUACAUCCAGUCAUCCACCCUGCCCCGUGGUGGCCCGGGCAGAACCGAACUGCUUGUGAAACCGGCUUACCCCGACGGCACCUCCACCUUGCCUACGCACGAUUUGCACAGCAAGCCCGGAACAGGGAACCAUUCAUCUAAACUGGAGUUCAACGGUCAUGGUCCAGCUUCUUCAACACUCCCACGAAUGACAUCUCAUUCACACAAAGACCAAGAUGACUCUGAGCCCAAGAGGGACAAGAAGGUGCGUCCAUUUUCCAUGUUUGAACCAACUGAGGUUCCCGCCACCUCACUCCGCAAAAACCAGAGCAGUGACGACUUGGUCAGGGAUGCUCAGUCUGCUCCAAAGGUUCUAGUCAAGGUGCCACCGCCAGUUCCCACCAAACCGAAAGGCCCAAAUAUCAUCCCAUACGGCAAAGCGGGUCUCAACACAGGCACCUUCCCUAAAACUAAACCCCACAGCAGCCAUCCCCAGUCGGGCCAAAGCCACACCCUUCUCCCCGCCUCCCAGAGCCAGACGCUUCCCUUGCCUCCCAAGCAGGACCCUCCGCCCGCAGCCACGGUGCGACCCUUCACCCCCGAGCUGCCUUCCUCCAAGCCACAGACCCUCGCUACCAGCUCCAUUUACUCCAUGUACACCCAACAAGUCGGCAUCCAUGGUGCUCUCAGUAGAGCUCAGAGUCGCAGCAACGGCUUUGUCAGUGUGUACGGAAAGCCGGUGAUUCCCGGCGGAGGCCCCCAGCAUGUGGAGAACCCCUACCUGGAACGUCGUUCCCCAGCACCGGAGUCAGAGGUGGACCAUAACGUAGCCAACCACACGGGUCCGAGUCCGUCCGACAGCGCCCAACCAGAGACUGAGCGCAUCCCGCGGCCCCUCAGCCCCACCAAGCUGCUGCCUUUCAUUUCCAACCCCUACCGUCACCAGAGCGACGGUGACCUGGAGGCCCUCAGGAAGAAGCUCUACAAUGCCCCCAGGCCCUUGAAGAAGCGCAGCUCUAUCACAGAGCCGGAAGGGCCCGCCGGGCCCAACAUCCAGAAGCUCCUUUACCAGAAAACCACUCUGGCCGCCAUGGAGACCACUGCUGUCACGCCAACUACUCCCACUUUUCCUGGUGAAGCAGAGAAAGGGGCAGAAGUACCUGUGGGUGUGCACCUUCCGGGCCCCUUAAAUGGCACAGAGGACCACCGUUCAGAUGCCGGAACGGAGAGACCCCAAUUCCCAAAUAGUAAUGUUCACAUUCCAGCACCUGCGGAACAAACCAGAUUGACGCCCGCCCUACUCGAGGCCGAAGACAUCGUUCCUCCACCUCCUCCGUCACACCCGGCCCCUCGUCCCGAAGACAUGCUCUUCCCGCCACCGCCUCCUUCUCUUCUGGAGGACCCUGUCCCUAAUCUGCCCCCUGCGCCUCCAGAUGGCUUUCUUGAAGAGUUCCCCCCUUACCCUCCCCCGCCAUACCCCAGUGGAGCAGAGCAGGACAGCUUGGGGGAGGACACCUUUAAUAUGAAAGCUCCUGAAGUCACCGGUCAGGUUGCAUUGCCACCGGGCAAGAGGACCAACCUUCGGAAGCUGGGUUCGGAGCGUAUCGACCACAACAUGCGAGUCAAGUUUAACCCGCUGGCGCUGCUGCUCGACUCGUCUCUUGAGGGAGAAUUUGACCUAGUCCAGAGAAUUAUCUAUGAGGUGGAGGACCCCAGCCAGCCCAACGACGAAGGCAUCACCGCGCUCCACAACGCCGUGUGCGCCGGACACACGGAGAUUGUCAAGUUUCUGGUCCAGUACGGCGUCAACGUCAACGCUGCGGACAGCGAUGGCUGGACACCUCUUCACUGUGCUGCCUCCUGCAACAACGUUCAGGUGUGCAAGUUCCUGGUGGAGUCGGCCGCUGCAGUCUUUAACACAACAUACAGCGACAUGCAGACGGCGGCCGACAAGUGUGAAGAGAUGGAAGAAGGCUACACGCAGUGCUCGCAGUUCCUCUAUGGCGUUCAAGAGAAGAUGGGCAUCAUGAACAGGGGCGUAGUCUACGCCUUGUGGGACUUUACGGGAGAGAACCCCGACGAGCUGUCCUUCCGCGAGGGCGACUGCAUGACAGUUGUCCGUAGGGAGGACGAGAACGAGGUCGAAUGGUGGUGGGCACGCCUGGGAGACAACGAGGGCUACAUACCUCGAAAUCUACUCGGGCUGUACCCAAGAAUAAAGCCACGACAGAGAAGCCUCGCUUAA
Messenger RNA from Nerophis lumbriciformis (worm pipefish), 3297 nucleotides. The record is from RefSeq and is a predicted model, not a curated record. Lineage: Eukaryota; Metazoa; Chordata; Actinopteri; Syngnathiformes; Syngnathidae.